Molecule: messenger RNA, 2108 nt
Organism: Oreochromis niloticus (Nile tilapia)
Lineage: Eukaryota; Metazoa; Chordata; Actinopteri; Cichliformes; Cichlidae
Exons: 8
Coding region: 1608-2093 (161 amino acids)
Source: RefSeq, a predicted model, not a curated record
UGAUUUGAUCUUGGAUGUGUCAUUUGAUCUUGGAUGUAGUAAGCGAGGUACGAAGAACGGGCCCCUGGAGAACAACAUGGCCAUCAACUAUUCUGUGCCACAGAUCCAGUUCGCUGCAGCACAGAGUGAUGAUGAGAUGGUGGAAGAACAACAGAGACAAUUUACGGACCGUUAAGAUGUGCAACUUAGAAGUAGUCAGAGGUAACUGGAUGGAGUUCAGUCAGGUUAAAUGCACGGUUGAUUGGAUUAUAUCUGAAGAUCGUAUACUAUUCGUGACAACUCUGCUAGACUCCAAAUUUCUCGUCCAUGAGGGAGUAUCUCAAAAGUAAAUGAAACAACUAAACUUAACACUUUUUCCCUAAAACGGACUGACAUGGGAAACAUUAAAGUUGGAUUGACACCAGCUAAUCAGUCUGAAGGAAUCACAGAACAAGAAGGGAGACCACUGAGGAGAAGUUCUAUGAGUUCACGGGUGACCUCAGCUGUCAAGUUCCUGGAUGUGGGGAUGGAAAUUGAAGAGGAACUCACAAGCCUCCUGCUGGCACUGGACAGAGAGAAAAUAAUCUCCAUUGUAGAACAUCUGACGGACGUUAUUGGUGUACAACAAAAAAAUGGCAACAGACCAGAGAACCUGAAUGACACCAUUACUCUGGAGCCUUGCCCUGCUGCAUCAGCUGAAACAUCAAGCCAUCCACCUCACCCCUCCUCCUCCACGUCCACCACUAUGUACAACCAUUACUCCAGCUCUUGGGUCUCACACUUACAGAUUCCUUGGGAAAGAUUUCCACUCCGACUGUCGCAUGCAAUCACAAGAGGAGACAGAGCUCAUCCAGAGGACAGGAGAAGUAUGGUUAGAAUUGUUGUGGAGGCCAUGCAAGUUCACUGCAGGAACCCUAAACGUGCAUCUUGUGAAGAAGUUGCUAAAAUCAUUGUAAACAGAUACCCUCAAACAUUUGCAGAUUUUACUGAAAAGGGAGAAAGACUGGGUUGUGGACAUUAUUCACUACUAAGAAGCAUCAAAUCUAGAGUUGAACAUGUUAAUCGAGAUAAUACAACACAUAGACUUCAUCAAACAAAGAGAACCAGGAAUGAGGAAGACUACAGUCCCAACAGUAAUGCAACCUCACCUAAAAAAGUUAGAUGCCUUGUUGAUAGCUAUGGUUGUAUAUAUUGGCAACCAGUUGAACUUCCUGAGGGGGAAACGCCAGCUUCUUUAGAGGAAAAGAAACGCAUCCUGUUAACAAUUUUUAAUUCACAAGGACCUGGAGCUGUGGAGAGACCUGAUGUGGAUGACUUCAUGUGCCUCACAUAUAUUUCUCAGCAGCAGCUUAUCAACAGUUGUCCCUCACUUUCAGUAGCUGAAAUUCAGGAGCAGUGGCCAUUCUUGUUUACUCGGAAAGGUCUUUCGAACCACUUUUACAAACUCACAGGCAUCGAUAUCAGUGAGCGCUUAGGUCAGGCCCUCAUAACCAAAGGCAGAAGGAUUAUUAACUAUUUCUCCAGCCAGAAGCUCAAUAAGGACACUCGGUAUAAGGACACUCAUCCAGCAGAUAGAAAGUGAGGAAGUUUUGACCAAUAACAAGGUUGGCACAGCAGCCAUACUUCUCAUGAUGAAGUAUUACAAGGAAGAUGAAGACUCCCUCUUUGUCUUAGCAGAUGAAACAUCUACCAGGAUGUCCCUUGAAGCAGAGAGCAACCUGCCAAUCAUUCCAGGGCUGAUUAUGCUUGGACAAAGUUCAAUGACCGCCACCUGCUGGAGGGUGAGUGCAGAGGGACGUGUAAUUGUUGAGCUGGACAAAGAGAACAUCUUUGCUGAUGCGAUGUCAGUCUUCUUUGGUUCAUUCUAUGUAUUGAACCUGGAAUACCAGGAGUCAGCGUGUGCAACAUUGGAACUAAUUCAGAGGUUUUUUGUAAGGAUAAACCCUGAAGAGGGAACAAAAUGUACCUCCAAGGUUGGGACAAGCAGAAAGACUGGGACCACUGUGAAGCGAAAGAUGAUCCAUGGCCCAUGCUUUCUGGACAUUUACACAAGACGAACAACAAUGAAGACAAGCUCUCUCGCCAUCUUGCAAGACGCUGUCUCUGUCCAAUAGGUUUUUUGAGUGCAA